Molecule: messenger RNA, 2724 nt
Organism: Ophidiomyces ophidiicola
Lineage: Eukaryota; Fungi; Ascomycota; Eurotiomycetes; Onygenales; Onygenaceae
Gene: CDC24
Product: Guanine nucleotide exchange factor for Cdc42p
Exons: 5
Coding region: 1-2724 (907 amino acids)
Biological process (GO): establishment of cell polarity; septin ring organization
Cellular component (GO): division septum; cytoplasm; mating projection tip
Molecular function (GO): protein binding; guanyl-nucleotide exchange factor activity
Source: RefSeq, a predicted model, not a curated record
AUGGAGCCGACGUUAAGUCAGGGCCACGUUAUGGCCGAGGAUAAUAUCAUUAACAGAAGAGGCGGCGAAUCGUUGUACCAGAGCUGUGCCAAUCUCAAGAAACGACUUGCAGAGGUCCCCGGAUUCGAGUCACAUCUGGCAGAAAUGGAGGCUUUGGAUAAAACGCAGGAAGUUAGUGACCCCGUGGCAUCUGUCUGGAGGUGUUUGCAAAACGGAUACCCUUUGAUGACGAUUUUUAAUGCCACCCAACCCUCCGAACCGUUAACCUUGGAUGAGAGCAAAGUACAAGAACAUCGGAGACCGAAAGCAGCAGCCUUUAAAUUUCUCCAAGCCUGUUUACAGGACUUAGAGUUUCCCCAGCAAGAAUGCUUUCUCAUCACGGAUCUUUAUGGCGAGAGCACUACGGGCUUUGUGAUUAAAAUGGUCAACCGUGUUCUUGAUAUACUCGAAAUGCACGGGCAGCUUUACAAACCGUCGAUUUCAGAUUCCAAUCCCGUUGAAAGAAAAACCAAACUUACAAGACGAGAACACAUUCUCAAAGAGAUGCUCGAGACCGAAAGAGACUAUGUACAUCAUCUCCAGAACCUGCAGGCUUUGAAAAAAGAGCUCGAAGAGACUGGGGCCCUCAACGGUGAUACAAGCCACCAGAUAUUCCUUAACUUAAAUAAUCUCCUUGACUUUGCACAAAGAUUCCUUAUUCGAAUGGAACAACACAAUGCUCUUGCUGAAGAAUCUCAGAACUGGGGUGAACUUUUCAUUAAUCAUCAGGAAGGAUUUCGGCAAUACGAGCCUUUUAUUGCCAACCAGCUGCGCUGUGAUGUGGUUUGCCAACGAGAAUGGGAUAAGAUUCAUACUGCUCCACGUUCGCCCGAUCUCCAACAGAUGGUAGCUCAGCUCUCUACUCUCAAUGGCUUCUUUGUCAAACCAUUCCAAAGAUUAACUAAAUACCCUCUAAUGCUUCAGGAAUUAAAAAAGCAGACUGAAAGAGCCGAUUUUACUGCCGACAUUGCCGCCGCUAUAGAUAUAAUUCAAUCAGUUCUGGAUCGUGCAAACAAUGCGAUCGAUAAGGAGCAUCUCGUUGCCGCAACUCAAGACGUGGCUGCUCGCGUUGAUGACUGGAAAUCAUUAAGAGUGGAAUCAUUUGGACAACUUCUGCGAUUCGGAACUUUCACUGUGGUUAAAGGUGAUGGUGGGAAAGACAAUGAGAAAGAGUAUCACGUCUAUCUUUUUGAACAAAUGCUUUUAUGCUGUAAAGAUAUACUUUCGAAUAAACCAAAGUCAAAACUCAUGGGCAAGGACAAGCCCAACGCAAGUGCUCAAAAAGGCAAACCACGGAUGGUAUUGAAGGGCCGGAUAUACAUUUCAAACGUAACGGAGAUACUUUACUUUCACCGGCCAGGCUCGUAUAGGGUCCAAAUAUUUUGGAAAGGUGACCCUGGCGUUGUGGAUAAUCUUUCUAUUCGUUUUCGAGACGAAGAAACGAUGCGAAAGUGGUACAAGGAUAUUAAUCAUCAACGUACUAUUCAAGUUAAGGAGAGAAUCGCUUCGCGCUCUGGUCCCUCUGAAAUUGAGUUCACGUAUCUCAAAAACGCUAAGAUGGAGAAUCCCUACGCGGAAGAAUAUAACGCAGAAGAAGAUCUUGCCCCUGGUGUUUCGGACUUUGCCAUGUCGCGCAAUGCUUCAAGUACCAGCCUUCGAGCUCGAUCGGGAACUGGGGGGAGCGGCGGAUCUAACCCACCCAUUAUUCGCCCACCUCGUUUCCCAAUGCCCGAACCGCCUCUAUCCCUCCAAACACAAUUUUCUCCGGGGGCGCUGUCCCCUGGAGAACGUCAUGGAGGCUCGUAUUUUUCCCCAAUGACAGAAGUGGCGCCGUCGACCAGGUCCAGCUCGUCAACAACAUUCACUUAUUCCCGCCAAGGCACGCCGUCUAAUCAAUGGAACGAAGAGUCUAAUCGCUAUACUGCCCCAGCAAUGCCUCGAGCAGGAUCGCGAGAUGGCCCUACUUCUUCCCCUUACUAUAGCAAUCCUCCUCGUGGGACUCAGCGCCCCUCGUUACCUCCAUUCUCGUCGCAAAACUCACAACACCCUGCACAGUCAAGAAUGCGUUCUGCCAGUAGCCCUGAUAUUCAUAAUCACAAUCUCUCGGAGUCAGCUCGCAGGUACAUGAAUGGCCACACGAUGCAAACUGUGGACAAUGUACCAGUCCCGCCUAUCCCAGCAAACCUUGCCAAUAUGAGAGCUCCUGUUAAUCGAAGUCAAAACAAUUCUCCCGGUACACUACAGCCACCGCAUUCUUUGCGUCCAGGCCUUCCAUCAGGGCCUAAUGAACCUUCUUAUAUGAUUAGUCGCGACACCUCGCGCUCCCAACCAUCCUUGUCAUCACACGCACCGCCAUCUCGUGAUUCGGACAGCCCCUUACCUGCUCAACUGAAAGCCAAAGUGAAUUUCAAUGACAACUACGUGACGCUAGUUAUCGCGAGCAACAUUCUGUAUCGCUCUCUCACAGACAGAGUUGACGCAAAGCUUUCCCGAUUUACUGAUCGCUCUAUUGGUGCAAAGUCUGCGAGGCUGCGCUAUAGAGAUGAAGACGGUGAUUUUGUCACCAUUGACAGCGAUGAGGCUGUUCAGCUAGCUAUCAUGGAGUGGCGUGAACAGCAUCAAAACACUCUUUCAAACGGACAGGUUGGGGAAAUUCAAUUAUUCUGUCAGCCAGUUGAACACUAA